UGAUCUGCGGCGCGUUUGAUCUCGCCGCCGGAGCCGGUCCCGCCGCCCCUGCCGCACAAACGAGCCGCCCGCUCGCCUACUCGGUCGGGCGGCGAGCGCGGCCCUUCGCCCUCGCUCUAAAUAGAGGCUUUAUUUAGUAAACAGCGGGAGUGCUACCGUGCGCGUGGUGCUGCAGUGGUGCGCGUGCGCCCGCCAGUAUGGGGUGUGCUCCGGCCCGCUGUCUGCGCCCGCGAUGACGCGUCUCCGCGGCCCGCUCCGCCGCAUACAACACUGGAUUGUUUGGACACUCUGUGCGAUACUGUGUGGAUCAUGCGAGAGCUCGGCGCCGCCAGAUAGCCUGCGCCUCGUGUGGCUCUCUAACACUUCUCUCGCGUGCAACGAUGGAUCCCCCGCUGGGUACUACUUUCGGCGCGGCACAAACAGCGACCACUGGGUGGUGUACCUCGAAGGUGGCGGCUACUGCUGGGACACGGCGUCGUGCAACGCGCGCUGGCGCCGCCGCCCCGCCCUCAUGUCGUCCACGCGCUGGCCGAGGGCUCGCCGCGCCCCUGCGCUGCUCUCUGCCGACCCUGCCGCGAACCCCCUGUGGCACGCCUCCAACCACGUGCUUCUACCCUACUGCUCCAGUGACAUGUGGGCCGGGACCCGAAACUCUCGUCACCCCAGUGCCGGAUUUGUGUUUGCCGGCCGACUUAUCGUCCGCGCUGUCCUCUCUGAUCUGUUCCGCUAUGGACUCAAAGGACGAAUGUUGCUCGUUGGCUCCAGCGCUGGCGGCGCAGGAGUCAUGUUGCACGCGGACGCUGCGAGACGUUCGAUGCGCUCACGAGGUGUGCGUGUUGCCGCUAUCGCCGAUUCUGGUUGGUUUCUGGACCGUCCUGCACGGACACGGAGAGCUCCUGCCGCCACGGUGGCCCGACUAGGACAUACCCUUUGGCGAGGCAAACCACCGUCUUCAUGUGUCCGUGAGCACACUGCGGAGCCGUGGCUCUGCUACUUUGGCUACCGACUCUAUCCACAUAUACGCACGCCCUUAUUCAUCUUUCAGUAUUUAUUUGAUUCAGCUCAGUUAGCUGCUGAAGGCGUACGGGCUCCUCGCACUAGGUCUGAAUGGGAUGCUGUCCAUAAAACAGGUUCAGCGUUACUGUUAAGUUUGGCCCCGGUUCGAGCCGCCUUUGCGCCGGCGUGCUUAGCACACGGAGCGCUAGCGCGGCCUGAAUGGCAAGCUAUAAACGUAUCGGGCAUAACAUUACCACGCGCUAUUGCCUGCUGGGAGCAGAGGCUGGGAGGAGGCCGCAGGAGAGCCCGCGGCGGGUGUGCGCCGCGGCGGCUGGUGGAGCGGUGCACGUGGCCGCAGUGCAACGGCUCGUGUCCGCGGCUGCGCGACCCGCGCACCGGCGAGGAGGUGGCGUUGGCGUCGCUGCUGCAGAGCUUCGGCCUGGACGUGCGCGGCGCGGCGGCUGCCAUGGGGCUGGACGCGAGGGCGCUGUCCCGCAUGAGCCGAGCAGAACUCUUGCCACUAUUGGCGCCACAUAUGUGACAUAGUUUACAAUAUGGACUUUAAAUGUGCUAUCUAGCACGGUGAAUCUACCUCGUUUUUGUUGCACAAGUACAAGUAAUAUUACGUUUAGAUGUUAGAUAUUAUUUAUUGUUCGUCGAACUCUUUGUAUUUAGUAAAGGGCUGGAACUCUU
Helicoverpa armigera (cotton bollworm) is the source of this 1689-nucleotide messenger RNA. RefSeq names its product palmitoleoyl-protein carboxylesterase NOTUM (gene Notum). The record is from RefSeq and is a predicted model, not a curated record. Gene Ontology annotation, molecular function: hydrolase activity. The coding region runs from base 233 to 1537 and encodes 434 amino acids. Lineage: Eukaryota; Metazoa; Arthropoda; Insecta; Lepidoptera; Noctuidae. The transcript is spliced from 3 exons.